Messenger RNA from Priapulus caudatus, 302 nucleotides. RefSeq names its product bone morphogenetic protein 1-like. The transcript has 2 exons. The annotation marks the transcript as partial. The record is from RefSeq and is a predicted model, not a curated record. NCBI's taxonomy places the organism in Eukaryota, Metazoa, Priapulida, Priapulimorpha, Priapulimorphida, Priapulidae. Gene Ontology annotation, molecular function: zinc ion binding; metalloendopeptidase activity. Gene Ontology annotation, biological process: proteolysis.
GGUGAACACAGAGCGCUGUUCAAGCGCGCCAUGCGACACUGGGAGAACUACACGUGCGUUCAGUUCGUCGAGAGAACAGCUGAAGAUCCGAACUACAUCGUGUUCACGGAACGUCCCUGCGGGUGCUGCUCUUUUGUUGGCAAGCGCGGCAGCGGCGGACAGGCGAUCUCUAUCGGCAAGAACUGCGACAAGUUUGGCAUCGUCGUUCACGAGCUGGGUCACGUGAUCGGCUUCUGGCACGAGCACACGCGGCCGGACAGGGAUGGCAAUGUGGAGAUAUUCACUGUCAAUAUCAUGGCCAG